Messenger RNA from Myxocyprinus asiaticus (Chinese sucker), 4602 nucleotides. Its product is annotated as metabotropic glutamate receptor 2-like. Gene Ontology annotation, biological process: G protein-coupled glutamate receptor signaling pathway; regulation of synaptic transmission, glutamatergic. The coding region runs from base 775 to 3501 and encodes 908 amino acids. NCBI's taxonomy places the organism in Eukaryota, Metazoa, Chordata, Actinopteri, Cypriniformes, Catostomidae. Gene Ontology annotation, cellular component: membrane. The transcript is spliced from 7 exons. Gene Ontology annotation, molecular function: group II metabotropic glutamate receptor activity. The record is from RefSeq and is a predicted model, not a curated record.
UGGACGUAGCUCGGACCCUGAGCACAUUAAAAACCAAUUAAAUAAUUUGAAAUCGAAUUAUCAAAUCUUGACUGAAGGACUCACAGUUUGUUUAUGAGGCGCCACUUCAUACGUCUGGGCAAUAUUGCUCAAUAAAAUCUCUCAAGUUUCAAUAAGGGAGAUUUGGAAAGUCGUGACUGGGAGAACCGAAGCGACAAGGCGUAGAGAUUCAGUUUGAGUUUAUUAAACCUCUCGCGAUGGCAGCAGGUGUUUGGACUGAACUCUUGGGCUCUCACAAAACCCUGGGAUUGAAGAUAGAGGACCGGACCGACCAUUAAAGUGUACUUGGAGUCCUGAAGAAGGUGUUUGGGUGUGUGUUUAAGUAAGUGGCCAUUAAUGAGAACGCAGUCAUUACUAAAUCCCGCUGUGCACAGCACAGGUAAGAUCUUCCUCCACCUCCUUCUCCUUAUCACUUCGUGUGCUUCUUCGGAUAUUUGUUUCAGCACCAUGGACAAAUCCAAAAACACCCAACGCGUGUACACCUGCGAGGCAUCUCGAGCGAGCACCAUCACCUGUGGGGACAUUAUGAAUGGACGCUAAUUUCUCACCGACUGUUUCAAAGCAGGUAAUUCGCAUCUCUGAACAAGUUGCACAAGGUGUUGAAUUUCUGCGAGAUCAAUUCUUCACAGGUGCAGAGAAGAUACCGAGAUGUGUCCACAAACAACUGCAAAUAUUUCUACCAAGUAAACCACAAAUGGUAUUUACAAGGGCUCUUCAACUCUCAUAAACCCUGACAUGGCUGGAGUUAUGGCUGGAGUUAUGGCAGGGCCUCUCGCCCUGGCCCCUACGUCAGCUUGGUUCCUGUUUCUGUUAAUGCCCCUGGCCCUAACAAGCCCCAGGUACACUCCAACCCUUGCCGGCUCAAAGCGGGAGAUCAUCAUAGAUGGAGACCUGGUGAUCGGAGGACUGUUUCCAGUGCACGAGAAGGGUGAAGGGAUGGAGGACUGUGGAAAGAUAAAUGAAGAACGGGGGAUCCAAAGGCUGGAGGCCAUGUUGCUGGCACUGGACGAGAUUAACCAGGACAACCGCAUCCUGCCCGGCUUGAAGCUGGGAGCCCAUAUACUGGACACUUGUUCUAAAGACACGUAUGCACUUGAGCAGUCACUGGAGUUUGUGAGAGCUUCUCUCACUAAAGUGCAUCAGCCAGGGUUCAUCUGUCCAGACGGGUCAAAUCCUGUACCGGACGAGUUGCCUUUGGCCAUCUCUGGCGUGAUUGGAGGAUCAUACAGUGAUGUGUCCAUCCAGAUGUCCCCCUCUCUUAUUCCAAGCAAUUUGAUAGCACAGCGAAGUCCUCCAUUUGGAAUGGUGGCAAACCUACUUAGACUAUUCCAGAUCCCCCAAAUUAGCUACGCUUCUACUAGUGCCAAGCUUAGCGACAAAUCCCGUUAUGAUUAUUUCGCCCGAACUGUCCCACCAGACUUUUAUCAGGCCAAAGCCAUUGCUGAGAUCAUACGCUACUUCAACUGGACCUACGUUUCCACUGUAGCCUCAGAAGGUGACUACGGAGAAACUGGUAUUGAUGCCUUCCAACAAGAGGCCCGAGUGCGCCAAAUCUGCAUUGCAACUUCAGUCAAAGUCAGCCGCUCGGUAAACCGAGGGAAUUACGAAAAUGUCAUCCGGUCACUUCAGCAAAAAGCCAAUGCCAAAGUCGUGAUCCUCUUCACCAAAAGCGAGGAUGCUAGGGAGCUGCUUGCCGCCGCGGCCCGGAUGAACGCUACUUUCAUUUGGGUGGCCAGUGACGGCUGGGGGGCGCAAGAGAGCGUUGUACAUGGAAGCGAGAAAGCCGCCAAUGGGGCCUUUACCAUUGAACUGGCCUCAUACUCCAUACGGGAGUUUGAGGACUAUUUUACUAAGCUCACACCUGAGCUGAACACCCGUAACCCAUGGUUUAGGGAAUUCUGGGAGCAUAGAUUCAGCUGCCACCUACAUGAACACGGCUGUGCCAGUAAUAGCCUGCGGAACGGGUCGUUUAAACAGGAAUCAAAAAUCAUGUUUGUGGUGAAUGCAGUCUACGCCAUGGCCUACGCCCUGCACAACAUGCGGCAAGCUGUGUGCCCCAACACCACAAAAGCAUGCAGCGCCAUGAAGCCAGGGAAUGGGAAGAGGUUCUAUCGUGAGUUUAUACUCAAGACUAAAUUCGAUGCCCCUUUCAGACCUGCCGACACUGAGAACGUGGUGCGGUUCACCUCAUUGGGUGACAGCUUGGGUCGCUAUAACAUAUUUCACUAUCGCCAAGAGGAGAACAACUUUGUCUACAGGAAGGUGGGCUACUGGGCACAAAGCUUAGUGCUCAAUACCAGUCUGGUACCCUGGUGUGGUGAAGCCGUACCUACAUCCCAGUGCAGUGACCCAUGUCAACCCAAUGAAGCUAAAAGCAUGCAACCUGGAGACGUGUGCUGUUGGAUUUGCAUCCCAUGCCAGCCUCACCAAUAUCUCUUAGAUGAAUUUACCUGUGUGGACUGUGGCUUUGGAGAAUGGCCUCUUGCCAACCUGACUGGCUGCUAUGAGCUUCCCGAGGAGUAUAUCCACUGGUCAGAUGCAUGGGCAGUGGGACCAGUCACCAUUGCUUGUCUGGGAAUGCUUUGCACGCUUGCUGUGGCUGGGCUUUUCUUCCACAAUAAUGACACUCCGGUGGUGAAAGCAAGCGGUCGAGAACUUUCGUACAUCCUGCUAUUUGGCGUGCUCCUGUGUUAUGCCAUGACCUUCAUUUACAUCGCUAAACCCUCUUCAUUUGUGUGCGCCCUGCGUCGUCUUGGCCUCGGGACAUCCUUUGCUGUUUGCUACUCGGCUUUGCUGACAAAGACGAAUAGGAUUGCCCGGAUAUUUGGUGGGGCACGGGACAGUGCCCAGCGACCACGCUUCAUUAGCCCUGCCUCUCAGGUGGCAAUCUGUGCCAUGCUGAUCUCAGCGCAGCUAAUGGUUGCCCUCGUCUGGCUUCUGGUAGAGGCACCGGGGGUGAGGAAAGAGGUGGGCCCAGAUAGACGAGAUGUGGUGACUCUGAAAUGCAACAGUCUGGACUCUAGCAUGCUGGUGUCCCUCACCUACAACUGCAUCCUCAUCAUACUCUGCACCUUCUAUGCCUUCAAGACAAGGAAGUGUCCGGAGAACUUCAAUGAGGCCAAGUUCAUUGGCUUCACCAUGUACACCACCUGCAUUAUCUGGUUGGCUUUCCAGCCCAUCUUCUACGUCACUGCUAGUGACUACAGGGUGCAGACCACUACCAUGUGCAUCUCUGUCAGUUUAAGUGGCUCUGUGGUGCUUGGCUGCCUCUUUGCCCCCAAGAUCCACAUCAUCCUUUUCCAGCCACAGAAGAAUGUGACCACACUGAGGGCCAAAGAAAACCGGUUCUCCACCGCAGCCACUGCACCAAGCUCCACCUACUCACAAGCGUCAGCCUCAACUAUGGUGCCAACCGUGUGUAACGGACGAGAGGUGGUCGAUUCUACUACAUCAUCAUUGUGAAGACAUGCAUUCCAGCAAGAUGGGGCCAAGUUUAUAUCAACUGAGCAAAAUCAGGAGCUGAUUGCAAUUUCUUAAAAUUCUGCUUUAUUUGAAACUCUAAUGGAGUACAGGAAACUUUGAAUUGAUUCACUCCUUUCUAUCUUAAAGGGAUAGUUCACCCAAAAAUGAAAAUUUUCAUUAUUCACUCAACCUCAUGUUGUUCCAAACCCUUGUGAUUUUCUUUGCUUUGUUAAACACAAACGCAGAUGUUAGGCAGAAUAUUAGUCAGUCACCACCACUUAUUUUCUUUACAUCAUUUUACCAUACAAUGAAAGCGAAUAAUGACUGGGGCUAACAUUAUGCCUUAAAUCUCCUUUCGUGUUCCACGGAAGGUCAUGCAGGUUUGGAACAACAUGAGGGUGAGUAAAUGAUGAAAGAAUUUUCAUUUUGGGAGAGUGCAUUGUCGAGACAAAUUUUAAAAGUUUAGAUUCUUUUAAAUUGACAUCACACAUUCCAGUGUGUGAUGCUGUGCAAUGGUCAAAGACGUCCAUCUAGCUCAUGUUUACGUAGAAAAGCAAUUUUAAAGACAGCGCAGAUGGACUCGAGAUCAUGUUAAGUGUGAACGAACCCUUGAUAAUGGAAUGAAGGAAUGUUUUAAAGUGAAUUCUGUACAAUACAAAAGAUUUUAAAUAGUGUUAAGUAUUGUUAACAGUAGAUUUCUGAUUUCUCAGUCUAUGUAACGAUAUUUCAUUGGACUUUAACGAGUCAUUAUGGAUAGGCAUGAUAAAGGAAUGCUUCAAAUAUCGCAGUAUCUCAUAAUAACUACACAGGCCUGCCGUGCUGGUUCAAGUACAUGCAACAACAGGGUCUUCGUAAACGCCAACGAGACUUGCACAAAAUGUAUUACAAUUUGAUUUUAGAUGCUGUAUUCUCAGUAAAUGGGAGACUGUAACCUAUUUCUUUUGUUUUAGUUCAAUGGUAAAGUAGUAAACCCUCAUUCAGAGAAGAGUUUGUUGUCCUUUUAGUGUUGUGAUAAAAUCAUAUCUCAUGUUUGGUUCUCAUGGAAUAGUUUAGAUGUCAUUGCAAGAUGGAAAGUAACUAUAUUCUGUAUUGCCCUUUUUU